Molecule: messenger RNA, 1512 nt
Organism: Phytophthora infestans T30-4
Lineage: Eukaryota; Oomycota; Peronosporomycetes; Peronosporales; Peronosporaceae
Exons: 10
Coding region: 1-1512 (503 amino acids)
Biological process (GO): ribosomal large subunit assembly; rRNA processing; intracellular protein transport
Cellular component (GO): clathrin adaptor complex; nucleolus
Molecular function (GO): 5S rRNA binding
Source: RefSeq, a predicted model, not a curated record
AUGGAACUGGAACACCAGAUCCGCCGUGGCGAGAAGGCCAUCAUCAAGCAGAUCAACACUCACAUUCUACAGGACAUUGUGAAGAGCGAGAAGGAAGCAGCGAAGAAGCAGGAGAUCAAGAAACUCCAGCAGGAGCAGAAGUUGCAGGAGGAGCCGCUCGUCCGCGUGGCCGGCAAGUACAUUAAAUUGGAACGUGAGACUCCGGUCUCAUUCUCCGAGGAGCUUACGGGUAACAUGCGGACGCUGAAACCCAAGGGCAACCCGCUUUUGGACCGCUUCGACAGUCUGCACAAGCGCAACCAGAUCGAGAUUGGGCGUCCCAAGAAGACACGCAAGGCCAAGAACUUCCGCCACGAUAAACGUGGGGCGCAGGUGGUGGAGAUACGACGAGAGGAAUACGAACGCACCAAGCGCUCAAUUCUCAAGAAAAUUCGACGUCGUUUGGUGAUCCUCGGAGUGAUCAUUGGUCUCCUUUCGGUCGUCGCCUUCAUUCUCGGUGGUGUCAUUCGUGGCUACUACUCGAACAUUGUCAAGUUCCAUCGAGUAUCGGGUCACGUCACCUUGAACAACUUGUAUUUCAUCUACGCCGCGGUCUCACUGACCUUCAGUUUUCACGGAUUCUACAUCGACGGCAAGUGGCGGAAAAUGCAGCAAGAUGGGAACCGGUUGAUCAUGCACGUGCGCACAUUUUUCAUUCUUGGAGUUGGAUCAUGGGCACUGGCUUUGUGGUUGGGCAUUGCGACGCUAUCGGCGUUCGGGUUGGUGGAGCUGCAGUACAUUGCAUCGUCCAAUGCCAAUAUUAUCUACCUCACCACACUGAUCAUGAUAACUGUGCAUCUCGUUACCUCGCCAUGGCUACUGCGUACAAUUCAUCGUAAGGGAUCUCAAGCAGAUGAAUUCUUUGGAGGAGCAUCACAGCGGAUAGUUCGACGUCAAGACAGCGCAAAAGCUGGACUGAACACUCGCCCCAUGCUUCACUUGCAAUUAGCUAUGGAAGGAGACGAAGACGUGGCGCCACGAUCACCACGUCGACAACCAAGUGCACGCUCUGCUUCCCCUCGAAUCCCGACGCCGGUUACGCAGUCUGUUGUGGGCACAUCUCCGCCUGUGGAUUCUCAGGGCUACAACCAAAUUCCUUUCGCGUCACCUGUCUUUUUAAUGAGCCCGGACGCGAACCUCGCAGCAUCGAAUUUCUGGCAGCUUUGGAAGCGAACCGAGACCACUGGUGCCUUCUCGUGCACAUUUGCGAAUCAACCUUCUCGCGUCGAGUUGGAGCAACAUUUGGCUGCACACGGCUUCCGUGUUGUAGCAGCAGAGCAGAAGGACAGCGUGCUGCAAGUGUAUUUUUAUGCGUCGCAAUACGGCACCGACACAUUCUUCCUGUGCGAAUUUGUGCUUCUUUUCGCUCGCAGAUUCUUCCAGGCCACGUUCAAAUGCAGUGAACGAGAGGCUGCUUCCGACUUUGUCACAAGGUUUAAUCUCCAGGAUCUACUGGUUGUCGAAGGAGAGUGA